Serinus canaria (Common canary) is the source of this 7455-nucleotide messenger RNA. RefSeq names its product BTB domain containing 3 (gene BTBD3). The record is from RefSeq and is a predicted model, not a curated record. The transcript is spliced from 4 exons. The coding region runs from base 2617 to 4182 and encodes 521 amino acids. Lineage: Eukaryota; Metazoa; Chordata; Aves; Passeriformes; Fringillidae. Gene Ontology annotation, molecular function: protein binding. Gene Ontology annotation, biological process: cerebral cortex development; dendrite morphogenesis; neurogenesis. Gene Ontology annotation, cellular component: cytosol.
UUUGUCUUUCCCACUCGGAGUUAACUGGUCAGUCUGUCCCUCAUUCUCUUUAUCUCCAGUAUCCUCCCAGUGACCUUAUCUGGUGGGUGUGUGUAAAAUCUUUGGAUUUGUCCUGGUCAUUGGUUUGAAGAAAUGUGCAGAGACCUUGAUUUUUAUAUACUUUGGGAGUCUAUAAAAUGGAUUUGUGGAAUGACAAUCAAAUCUCCCAACCCCUGCUGUCUUUUGCCUUCUGCCAACUGCAAUGCUGAGAACCAGAUUUUCUGGAGUCUGUGGUUUUCUGUAUCUUUAAGAGGUUUUAUAAAGAUUUCUUCCUUUUGAAAUGUUUGUCCUGUGCAGUGGCAAAAGGGUUAUUGUUUUGUUUGGAAGGGCUGGAAAUUUACAUAAGGAGAGGAAAAAAAAAAAAAAAACACAAACUCAACAAACUCAAAUUCUCUGCUGGGAAUACCUGCUGUGUUCCUCUGAAAAACUCAGCUGUGAGCAGUUAUAAGAUUCCAUCUGUAGUACGAGUUUCUUCUCCUUUACCCCUUCUUCUCCCCUCUCUACAGUUCAAUAUGGUUUAGGUUUCCUUCCUAAUCAGUCUAUUGCAGAUAAAAAAGAAAAUGUGUGGAGGAGAGAGAAAAGGUCGCUAGAAAUAAUUUCUUUGUAAGUUACAUAACCUUCCCUCAAUGUAUUUAGGAAUAUGUAUCUGCCUUUCAGGCAUAACCAACCAUCUUCCUUUAAAGCAGCAGUCAAGGAGAUUUUGCACUAAGAUAUUGGAUUGUGAAAUGUAGCAGCAUGGACACGUCUCCCUCUGUUUCCCCCUUCCAUGGGCAGUGCCUUCAGACAGAAGGCCAGAUAUGUCUGGGAAUGGCAUCAUCAUCAUCCUCAGCCACUGCAGCAAAGCCUCCAGAUGGUUGGGGCAUGCAGUUGAGGGCUUGGUGUGGAGCAUCUCCCAAGGAGACCUGGUAAUCUUUGAAAUACCAGCACAUUCUCAGGUUAAAGACAUUCUGAGUGUGUGUUACACAGCCACAGCUGUGAUUCAAGCAGUUGGGAUGGAGACUGAAUAAAUAGCCUGAGUAAUAUUUCUGUUUGAGUCAGGGCAGAUUUGUCAGGGGCUUCAGCAAGAUUUCUUCACCAACCUUUUAUCACUUUAAUUUCCCUGCUGUGCCCUUGUCCAGCAAAACUAAUUAAGGCAAAAUGUGGCUAAAUUAGCUUUGAAAGCAGAGGGUUUUUUUCUUUAAAACUGAAAGUAAUUAUGAAAUCAUAUUUUAACUAUCUGCUCCCCAAUAUUUUAAGGUGUGAUAUGUUGACACCUCAUUCCAAGUAUUUUUUUAUUUCCCUGCUUUUGUUUUUAAGUGGCUAUGCUUAUUUGGUGCUUUUUCUAUACACUUGACCUGCUAUUAAAAAAAUUUGAUCAAAAUUUAAGUUCUGAGUAAACUAAUGACUAAAAAAUAGACUUAUUUCCUAUUUAAAUGGUUUGGUUGGCAUAGCUUGUAUCCUGUUUAUUUCAGAAAGUAUUUGUGAAUAAAUUGGACUGUUCGCAUCUCAAGGAGUGAGUUUUGCCUGAGACUCUUCUAAAUCAUUCAGACCCUUUCAUUUAAUGCUUUGAAAUAUUGAUUAAAUAUAUUCACUCUGGCUUGCUUUAAUCUGAUUACACAUCUAGAAGUUUUCUUCUGAUGUGGCGCAGCCAUAUCUGGUGUAAGCUGGCUUAAUUAGCACUGCUUAGUGAUUUGGGACCCCUGUCAAAGGCUGUUAUGUUAUCUGGAAACAGAAGGAGUUAAAGCUAAAGCUGUGACCUCAUCCCUGUUCAUGUUACACUGGAGUAGAAGCCGCGCUGAAAGGGAUCCUUUGGCUGCAUCGCUGUCCGUGCUGCUGCUCGAUUCUUUAAUUCGGUUCUGAUAUCUGUGGCACACUCGCCGAGCAGCUCUUACAGGAGGGAUUUGUGGGAAUGCUACAGGCAAAGGAAGCUGUGCUAAUACCGAAUGCCCGUGGAAAUAGCUCCCACGGCAACAGACUCAGAUCUUUCUACCUGAUUUCAACUUCUUAGUGCUUCGCCUGUGAAAAUUGAAGCGGCACCGAGGAGAGCUCACACAGCCAGCAGAGAAGCGCUCACCCAGCCGCGUGUGCCAUCGAUUCCAUCCCAUCCUCGCCGCCGGCUGCGGGGGAGCUGCGGGAGCGCUGCUGUGGCUUUAACGUGGGAGCGGCACAGGCUACAAUAGGUGUCACUGUGUGCGAGCCCAAUCGCGCUCGGUGGCUGCAGCCAUUGGCUCCGCGCUGCCGGCUCCGGCCGCACGGCUGCCGGUCCCGCUCCGCUCCCAGCCCUGCCCGCACAACUUGGGCUCGCCGGCAGCCUGGCACUGCCACCGUGCGCUCCUCCUGCCCUCUGCCCCGGCUGUAGCGCUGCCAGGCGGUUCCUGAUCGGGAAGGCUGGAAGGAAUGAUGGGGAUGUAUUUAACGGUUCAAGUACUGGAUCAAACUUAAACUCAGUUUCUUACUCUGGGUGCUGGAAAGGUCACCUUGUCUUGCUGGAAAAGAAGCAGACUCUCAGCUCUGCUGCUUUUGGUGUUACAGCUUCCACAUAGAUUCCUAAAUGUUCCUAGCUAGUUAGGCUGUCGGUCUUUACUCACGGGUAUACUGAUGGUAGAUGAGAAAGGAAAGAACAUGAAAUGUCUCACCUUCUUCUUGAUGCUUCCAGAGACGGUCAAGAACAGGUCUAAGAAGAGCUCUAAGAAAGGAAAUAGCAGCACCAGUAGCAACAGCAAAUUGCCUCCAGUUUGCUAUGAAAUCAUUACCUUGAAGACCAAAAAGAAGAAGAAGAUGGCUGCUGAUAUUUUUCCCCGAAAGAAACCUGCUAAUACUAAUACAACUGCUGUCCAGCAGUACCAUCAGCAAAAUCUCAAUAACAACAACACUAUUCCUGCACCUAAUUGGCAAGGACUUUAUCCAACCAUCAGAGAGAGAAAUGCAGUGAUGUUCAACAAUGACUUGAUGGCAGAUGUUCAUUUUGUGGUCGGGCCACCAGGUGGGACCCAGCGGCUGCCAGGACACAAAUAUGUCCUGGCUGUUGGGAGCUCUGUAUUCCAUGCAAUGUUUUACGGAGAGCUUGCUGAGGACAAAGAUGAAAUCCGUAUACCAGAUGUUGAGCCUGCUGCUUUUCUUGCAAUGCUGAAGUACAUCUAUUGUGAUGAGAUCGAUUUGGCCGCAGACACUGUCCUGGCCACUCUUUAUGCUGCCAAGAAGUACAUUGUCCCUCAUCUGGCCCGUGCCUGCGUUAACUUUCUCGAGACAAGUCUGAGUGCAAAGAAUGCCUGCGUGCUGCUCUCCCAGAGCUGCUUAUUCGAGGAACCUGACCUGACCCAGCGCUGCUGGGAAGUGAUUGAUGCCCAAGCUGAGCUCGCUUUGAAGUCUGAGGGCUUCUGUGACAUUGAUUUUCAGACACUUGAAAGCAUUCUCCGAAGGGAGACUCUGAAUGCCAAAGAAAUUGUUGUUUUCGAGGCAGCUCUGAACUGGGCUGAAGUGGAGUGCCAGCGCCAAGAGCUGACGGCCACCAUAGAGAACAAGCGCAAGGUGCUGGGCAAGGCUCUCUACCUGAUCCGCAUCCCCACCAUGGCCCUCGACGACUUCGCCAACGGCGCCGCCCAGUCCGGGAUCCUGACUCUGAAUGAAACCAACGACAUCUUCCUCUGGUACACGGCUGCCAAGAAGCCGGAGCUGCAGUUUGUCAGCAAGCCCCGCAAAGGCCUCGUCCCUCAGCGCUGCCACCGCUUCCAGUCCUGCGCUUACCGCAGCAACCAGUGGCGCUACCGGGGCCGCUGUGACAGCAUCCAGUUUGCUGUUGAUAAGAGAGUGUUUAUUGCUGGCUUUGGGCUCUAUGGCUCCAGCUGUGGGUCAGCAGAGUACAGUGCUAAGAUUGAACUGAAGCGACAAGGAGUUAUCCUGGGCCAGAACUUGAGUAAAUAUUUCUCGGAUGGUUCUAGUAACACUUUUCCCGUGUGGUUUGAGUAUCCAGUGCAGAUUGAGCCCGACACCUUUUACACAGCCAGUGUGAUACUGGAUGGUAACGAACUCAGCUAUUUUGGACAAGAAGGAAUGACAGAAGUUCAGUGUGGGAAGGUGACUGUUCAGUUUCAGUGCUCCUCGGACAGUACAAAUGGCACAGGGGUACAGGGAGGACAAAUUCCCGAACUCAUAUUUUACGCUUGAAUGGGAGUGUGUGGAUACAAAGCAUUUUGCUGUCAAGAACCUGUCUGGUUCAGGCCUACUGAUUCUUAGCUUUUUAUCUGCAGAUAUGUGAUCAGUACAGGGAAUAUGUAACUAAAUGCUGUGGGCAAGUUCCUGGCUUGCUGUACUUUGUAGCAUCAUUGGUGAUUAAGUGUAAUAUGUAAACUGGAAGCUCUUAGAAACAAGCAAGUUUUAAAGGCUUUGUAAGGGGGGGUGCCUGUUUGCUGGUGAUGCUGACCCUUUCUUUGAUGCACCAGUGAAUCACCUCUCCCUCCUGAAUCUCACUAAACACUGUCUUCAUUGAUCCAUUUUUUCUUUCUCCAUUUUCUGCUUUCUGCUUGUAUUGGGAGGUAGGAAUAGAAAACAAAGUCUUGUUUUAUAGCUCUCUCUGCUGUCUGCUCUGCAGACUUUGGAGAUUCUGGUAAACCAAGCUGCUUUUGACCAUGGGGGCUGGAAGAAAUCCUUCAGUUUUAAGCAGAAAAAUCACAAGUUUAAACCUUCAUCCUGUUAGAUUCUCAUGUAGCCAGCUGUUUGGGAUGGCUCCAGGGGGAGAUGGGAAGAAGGAAGCAUCUUUCAGGAAACUCCACGGCGUACCGGCCAUAUCCCCAGUGCAUAGACAUGUUCACAGUGAGGAAGGGAUGUGGGCUUGGCAAGUUACCCUUGGAGUUCAUUUUCUAGGAAUCCCACCUUGCAGGCAAGGAAGUACUUGCAUGUGUUCAGAUUGUGCAUGCAGCUCUUGAAACUCUACUCCCAUGACCCAGGUUUUGCUACAUUGGAGUUCAUCUGCUCUUUAAAUGGCAUUUCUUUGAACCCUUGCUAAAUAAAUGGGAAUUUAUACCAAUCAUCUGAUGCAGGAUAAUUUUUUGUUUUUUCUGGGUGGGUUUUUUUCUUCUUCCUAAACAUGGUAGAGGCAGAUUUUAGAGGAACAAAAGAAUGUAUCAAUCUUGACUUGGAUUUUUUUCUGUAAUAUGAGAUUUUUUUUUUCUUUUUAUUACCAGUUGAAAUUUAGACAAAGACAGAAGGUUUCCAACUGUGGUCAUGUUACCCUUGGUGUAUACCAUCUGAUAUCAGUGAAGGGGAGGAAGUCUCCCCUAUUGGGUUAUUGUUGGAGCUCUUGCAAUUGCUUAUGGCUGCACAUCAAUCAGAGGAUUAUGUGGUCUGGAACCUUUUCCUUGCCUGGGUUUUUUCUCCCAGGAAGUUACUUGUCCGUAUCAUUUUUGCAAAAGUUUGAGGGAUACUCCUUGUAUCAGGGGAAGAAACCAGUAUAAAUAAGAACUACAGGUACUAUAGAAACAUGAGAACAUCCUUCCUCACUGCACUGGGACAGGUGUUCCUCAAAGGCUGCACUGCCCAUUGUAAAGCAUCCUGCUUCACCUCUGAAAUGGGUUCUGUUUGUUGUGUACCUUUUACAAAAUGAGAGGACCAAAUGAUUCUUUAGACCUGCUGAAGAUUAAUGUUACAGUAUAUCCACACAUUAAUGUAGCAUAACCCUAAAUUCACCUGUCAGUUCUAUAAUAAAAAUUUUCUCAUCUUAUUUUACCAGUUUAAUGCUGUUACUCUGAGUGUUGCUUGAUGGCUGGAAUCCUGGCCCAUGGCCAUUGGAAAGUGCCAAAAUACAUCUUUGCAGUGUCCAAAAUACCAUCUGAAGUAAGGAGAAAUGGAGUGUAGUCAAAGCCCAGAUCUUCUCUCUAGGUAAUAAAAGGAGAGCCAGGUAAAAAAAAGUACUCCACAGGAUUUAUGCCUUUUAUCCAUCUUAACGUUUAAUGUUUUGUAUACAUGCAUAUAUGUGUGUGUAGGCAGCUCUCUUUCUGAAAUGUAAAUACCCUCAAAAUACAUAGAAAAAUGUUUUGUUUUUUGUAACAGAUGUACAUAAUCCAGACUGUUUGUGAAAUCUAAACAGAAUGCUCCAUGGAAAACUCCCAGGGAGAGAUUUAUAAAAACCUCCAGUUACUUAUAUUUAGAUCUACAACUGAAAAUAGACAAGAGUAUAAAUGGUAUGGAGUGGAGAAAGAGUUGCUGAAGAGAUCAUAGAACGGAAUCUGAGAUUGUGAUGAGGUAACGGUCAUCUACUUUAAGACAACAUCUGAGCAGCAGUUCCAUUUAUUUAGAUACAUUUCAGAGCAGAGAAAGAUGCUAAUCAGCUGAUUUAAUUUUUGUACAGCAAGUGGCUGAUGCAGAUGUAAUUACUCCGAGUGAUAAGCAGAUUGACAGGUUGUCUUAGCGAGAUGCAUUUCCAUUUGUUUGGUAAAAAAAAAUAUGUGCCACAGGGCCAAGUCAGAGAGCACUGCAUUGCUUUAACUAGUCCUGGGUUCUCACCUUGAAUUUAUUAUUUGUUUUGACUUACCUGCUAAUAAAGGUGACAUAUCUGCUAUGUUCACUGGCUGGAAGAGAAGUUCAGACAUCAGAACACUCUGUAGCUGUAAUGUGUAGAAAAUGAGCUGUUAUUUAAUUAUUGUUCUUAUUUGAUUCUUUUAUGAAGUCUUUUUGACGAAGUAGGAUGAAAGCAACCUCUAGCUUAAUUCCUCUGAGUCCAUUCUGGAUUUUGGGAGCUGGUGCAGGGAAAGGUUUCAAGUGUGGGUGAUCAGACAAAGGCACCCAAAACACCAUUUGAUGCUCACAGCAUAACUUGCUUCUGAGCACUUUGUGAUGCUAACAAGUACUGGGAUGUAAGAAGGUCACCAGUGCCACUCACCUUGGGACAUCAGGGCACUUCAAUAGGUGUCUGACUGUGGAUUUGGUUGGUUUAGCAGAAGCACCCAAGCUUGAGUAUAUUGACUGACAUCUAGCAAGCAUCAGCCAUAUCAGCCUGGAAUGUAAACCUGAUCUUGACAGAGAUCACCUGGCAGAUUCUGUCUAAACUGUUCCUGGCUCUUGCUACUUGUAUCUUUGAUUUGCUGGUGAGAGGAAUCAGUGAUAAGAGAGUAUAAUGUAAUAUACUUUCUGCAUAUCUAAAAUAGUAUUUAAGUAAACACUUUAAUUUCUACAUUCUUAUUGCACUGAACUGUUUUGGGUUUUGUUUUUUGUUGUGAUAAACUCGGCUCACUGCAGGUCCCAGCACCCAUUUGUGCUGAAGCAGUGUUUGACCUUAGCAGGCUUACAGCAUUAUUUAUAAAGGACAGAUAUAUAUAAAUAUAUAAAGUACCUCAUGUUGAAUGUUAUUGUACUGUAUCUUUAAUGUCACAGUGCAGAUCUUGGUGGACUCAUGAAUGUGUAUAAUCACGUUAAACAUAAAAAUAAAAAUGAUUCUUAAAUGGU